Messenger RNA from Caenorhabditis bovis, 4212 nucleotides. The record is from the annotation of a GenBank genome assembly. NCBI's taxonomy places the organism in Eukaryota, Metazoa, Nematoda, Chromadorea, Rhabditida, Rhabditidae.
AUGAGCAAGAAAUCUGUCGUUGGUGACGUUGAGGCGUCGACUUCGGCUACGGUAUUCGACGACACCUUAAAAGGACACCAUAGGCGAACAUCGUCUUUAUGGGUUCCACCAUCAAGGCCUAUAUUCUCGUCCCCCUCGCAAGUAUUCCGCGAGAAAGCUGAAAACGGCGAACGAAUUCUGAAGUCACAUCCGGCAACACGAUGGAUGUUUCGGAAUGGCCCGAUAUUACCCCAACAACGGAUAGUGUCGCCCAACAAUCAGACAGAACCUCCGCCGCGCUACGAGCAUCCGAAUCGCAAGUAUUGUGAUAAUCGGAUAUCGACGACCAAAUAUAAUCUGAUCACAUUUAUCCCCCGAAAUUUGUUUGAACAGCUACACCGUGUUGCCAAUCUUUAUUUUAUCUUCAUUGUAAUUUUGAAUAUGAUAAUUGGAGCAUUCGGUAAAUACAUUUCUUGGAUGCCAAUUUCGUUCGUGUUGGGAAUAACGGCACUCAAAGAUGCAUUCGAAGACUACCGACGAUAUAAAUCAGAUCGAAAAAUCAAUCACUCGACGUGCCGCGUGUGGGAUUCGAGUCAAGGAAGAUAUCGAAAACUCGAAUGGCAGAAUAUAUUGGUUGGCGAUUUUGUGCAUUUAUCACACGACGAAAUUAUACCAGCUGAUAUGUUGCUUCUUAGAAGUAGCGAUACGAAUGGUAUCUGCUAUGUCGAAACAUCAAAUCUUGAUGGCGAAACCAAUCUGAAACAGCGACAAGCGGUUCGAGCAAUGGGAAAAUACCACAACUCAAAUGUGCCUCUCGAAUUCUCUCCGAAAGAGUUUAACUAUUUGGUGUCUUGUGAACAACCAACAACAGAUGUAUAUAAAUUUGAGGGAAGAUUAGAGCAAAUGGAAGGAGGUCCUCCAAUUCCGCGCGAAUUUACUGUUUUGGCAAAAGAGAAUUUUCUUCUUCGAGGCUGUGUUAUCAAAAACACGGAUUUCGUUGAAGGAAUCGUUCUUUAUGCUGGAAAGGACACGAAAGCCAUGCUUAAUAACAGUGGCCCACGUUAUAAGAGGAGUUCAUUGGAGAAAUUGGCGAAUAUUGACAUUUUGUGGUGUGUUGUUAUUUUGCUCACAAUGUGCAUUAUUGGAGCAAUUUUAUCAGGAUUUUGGCUUCGUGACUAUAAGGAACCAUAUUUAACUCCAUUUUUGGUGUUCAUUGACAAAAACAGCACCUAUCAUACAAACAAUGAUAAAAUUUAUGAAUACAAUCCGUCGUUUCAAAGUUUUUAUGGGUUUUGGAAUUAUAUUAUUGUAUUACAAGUUAUGAUUCCAAUAUCUUUGUAUGUUUCAAUCGAAUUCAUCAAACUUGGACAAGUUUGGUUCAUGUCGCAAGAUAUCAACAUGUAUCAUGAGAAAAGUGACAAACGAUUGCAGUGCAGAGCGUUGAAUAUCACGGAAGAGCUAGGACAGAUACAAUACGUAAUGUCAGAUAAGACCGGAACAUUGACUGAAAAUCAGGAAUGGAUUAAGCGCACCAAAACUAGAAUUAAUGGUAGCGGUUUAGAUGCUCCAACUGCAAUUAGUGUGGCAUUAGAAAGAUCGAAUAGCGAUAGUCCAGAUGUGAAAGCCAAGAAGCAAUUGGCUGCGCUUGAGGAGACCGCCAUGAUCACUGGUCGUCCACGUCCUUCUAGAGAUGUGAAUCUUGAAUCUCAAUUGGCGACAAUUGUGAGAAAGGAUUUCGCCGACAUUGAUGAUCCGAUUUAUGCGUUUUUCUUAACUAUGGCCAUAUGUAAUACGGUCGUCGUUAAUGCAAAACCUCAUGAGGAUUUGAUGGACCCUGAAGGAGAUAUGGUGAAUUCGCAAUUCAUGAGUCUAGAUGAAGAUAGCACAACAACGGUAUCGACGCCGGCAGGUGCUGCUGAGAACGAUGAUUUCACGGAAGGGGCAAAUGUCAAAUUUUUGGAUGAAGUUAUUGAGGAAGAAGUGACACCUGAAACAAAAAAUGAGGAAGAUGGAUUCGAGGAAAUUGAGUUGAUCGAUAUCGCAGAAGAUAAAAAGUCUGAAGAGGAAGAAGAGCCGAAAAAGAAUAAUGAAGAUGACAUUACGGUGAUUAAGCGCAAAAAUGAUGAUGUUAAUAAUUUCAACGGUGAACGCAGGGAAUCGAAAUUCGGAAUUCUUUCGCGACCUUCGAUUCUUUCUGUGCCACUAGCCAAACUAAAAGGGAUCAAAAGCCCAUUUCGUAGAUCAGACAAAAGAAAAUCGAGCUCAUCUGAUGUUAGCACACCUCUUCACUCAUUCUACGAUUCCGAAUCUCCUGAUGAGCUCGCUCUUGUUGAAGCUGCUCGUGAGUACGGUGUUCGAUUGAUGAGACGAAGAUUUGACGAGGUUGUGGUGCAUCUUAGACAUUCUGGAAAGUGCAUGCAAUAUAAAGUGCUUCACACCCUUCCAUUUGAUGCUGAUCGUAAACGAAUGUCGGUAGUGAUUCGAGAAUGUACUGGAAAGAAACGCGUAAUUUUGUUGACGAAAGGAGCUGAUGCCACAAUUCUUCCGGUGCUUAGCGAAAAAUUUGCGACUUCCGAGGAAGGAGAAGAUCUCAUAUUCAAGGCUCAAGAUCAUCUCACUGCGUAUGCGAAAGAAGGCCUCCGCACUCUUUGUCUUUCCAUGAAAAUCUGGACGGAAGAGGAAUACGAAGAAUGGAGAGAAAAACACGAGGAAGCUGAGUUGGAUGUGAGCAACAGAGAAGAGCUCCUCAUUGAGAGCAUGGUUCGAGCUGAACAAAAUCUUAUCCUUCUGGGAGUCACCGCGAUUGAAGAUCGUCUACAGGAUGGUGUCCCAGAAUGCAUCCAUUCCCUUCGAGAAGCCGGAAUCCGAGUGUGGGUUCUCACCGGAGACAAAAUUGAAACUGCAGUGAAUAUCGCCUACUCAUCCCAUUUGUUUUCACCAUCUAUGGACUUGUUGAAUAUUGGAGCAAACGGAGUUCGUGCUGUGUCUGAUCUACUUGAUGAACAUCUUCAAAGAAUAUCCCGGGUUCGCGAAAUAACAGAUGAUGCCGCUGAUAAUUUUGGUCUGGUACUGAACGCUGCAACGAUGAACUAUUGUCUUGAUCCCCACAAUCUCGAACGAUUUGUAAAGCUACUUAAAGGAUGUCGAUCAGUUCUCUGCUGUCGAGCAACACCACUCCAAAAGGCUCAACUUGUCUCGUUGGCGAAGAAUCAGUUAGCCGGAAAAGUAUUGGCAAUUGGUGAUGGCGCCAAUGAUGUCAGCAUGAUUCAGGGUGCUGAUGUUGGAAUCGGACUCUCCGGACAAGAAGGAAUGCAAGCUGUAAUGGCUAGUGACUUCGCAAUGGCUCGUUUCAAGUUUUUGUCGAAUUUACUGUUGGUUCAUGGCCAUUGGAAUUACUAUCGACUUGCGGAGACGAUUCUCUACUUUUUCUACAAAAAUGCGAUGCUUGUAUUCGUUGUUUUCUGGUAUCAAAUAUUCAACGGCUUUUCAGCUCAAGUGCCUAUCGAUCCAGUCUAUUUGAUGGUUUAUAAUCUGAUUUUUACAUCGGUUCCUCCUUUACUGUAUGGCUGGCUUGAUCAAGACGCAAGUGCCGAAACUCUACUAGAGAAUCCAAAGUUGUACGAGCUUGGAAGACUGGGAAAGAAAUACAAAUGGUAUUCCUACUGGAUCAACUUUUUAGAUUCAAUUUACCAAAGUUCCGUUGUCUACUGGAUAUGUCAUUUUAUAUACCGCGGAUCAGAUGCCUCAAUGUGGGAGUUCGGACAUUUGCUGGUGACUAAACUCAUUAUAGUCAACACUUUCCAUUUGGCAGUUCUUGUGCAAUAUUGGACAUGGCCAAUGUUCUGGUCGAUGUUCCUUUCCGUCCUUCUCUUUUUCAUCUGCGCUUUACUCUAUAACGGAUUCGUGACACCUAGCUGGACAUGGACAAAUGUCAAAGACCCUCCAUCAAUGGUCGCCUUACAGUCGUUCGCUGAUAUUCGAUUCUGGAUGGGACUCAUUAUCGCAGUCGUUCUUUGCUUAACCCCACGAUAUGUUAUAAUGUCGAUAUUGAACACGGUGUUCCCUUCACAGGUUCUUCGUCAGAGACUUGGAGCCAAGUCGGAUAUCAAGAAGACUGAGUCGAGGUUCACUUCAUGUGUUGUCGGGUGUAUAUCAGCUCCUAUUCGUUGCUUCAGAGCUUGUUAUUGUUGCAAGAAAACAAAAUCGCAUACGGUAACCGAUGAGAUGCAUUAA